UCCAGCCACUGCCAGGGCCUCUUGACGAGACCACAGAGGGAGCCUGAGCACUGCCUCAGGCCCCGGGUGGCGGGCCCAGGGCACCCGUGAGCACAGAGCUCUCCGUCGACGGGGGGCGAUGUUCCCCUGGCCUGCGGGCUCUUCGGGCCGCCGGGGCAUCCCGCCUUUGAGACCAGGGCCCCCACAGUGGGCGAUCCCCAAGGCUGCUCCAUGGAGACUCUGUGUCCUCCUCCCUGCCUGGCAGUGCCCGCGUCUCCGCGAGGGUCUCCCUGCUCACCCACGCCCCGGAAACCGCGUCGGGGGACCCCGGAGUUCUCCCCACUGUGCCUUCUGCACCCUUGCCAACCCCGGCCAUCCGCCCUGGGCCUGGGGCCUGGAGAGAUGGCGCCGCGGACCCCGGUGGUGCUGGGGCCCCGGGACUCGCCAUUCACCUGCGGUUGGUCCGCGGACAGCAUGAAGCACUUUGGGGGACUGGCCGAGGAAAGCCUGAAGCACCUCGGGGGACAUGCCAGGCGACCAAGUGACAUGAGCUCCGCGGCCCGCGAGGAUGCAGACAUCGCGGUGUGCCCAGGCGGUGGAGAGGAGGAAGAGGGCGGAGGCAGCUUCCCGAACUUUGGGGCCGGUUCCUGUGCACCUCCCGGCCGCUGCCCUGCUCCCCGGCGUCCUCGGGAAUCUCCGAACAGCUCCGCCUGGUCGCCGCGCAGGCCAGCCCCGGGUCUGGAGUCCCAGCCUGAGGCAGCUAGCAGUCUGCCCCAUUAACCCAGCUCCUGGCCUCAGCCGCCACCUGCGGGCCUCUCCCGGGAACUUGCAUCACCGAAGCAGCCUGCGCCGGGAUUGGCUGCAGCGGGUGGAGACCUUGUCCUGGCCGCGCCCCAGGCACCCGCGCCCAGCCCCUCGAUGGCAGAGGCAGCACGAGCACCCGGUGAUCACCGCCAGGAACAUUUCAAUCGCCUGAUCCGCAGCUCGUAACUUUGGUGUUACGGGAAGGGCUUCGCCCUGGACACUCCAAGUUUGCACCGAGGGCCCAAGCUGCCGGCAGCCAAAGCUCAGGGAGCAGCCAAGAAACUCUGGCGGCCAGCACCGCCCCCGCGCAGCGUGCAGCCCCGGCCAGCCCCUAUGCUCCACACCUUGAGCACCUUCAGCCUCCUGGACUGCUUUCCCUGUCCCCCAGCCCUGGUGGUGGAAGAGGACUGAGACUUAGGGCCAGCUUCCUGGCUUUGCCUCCAGGGAGAUGCAAAGCCUCUGCCUGCCCACCCGCUGUGGAGGUGGCAGAUGGGAGGACCCCCUGUCCCAGAGCCCCAGGGCCUCAAAUCCUGGUGUGUCAACUUGGAAGAACUCUGAGCAUUGGACCUCUUCUACCCGGGAGCAAAUUGGGUCCCCCGGGCAGAGUGAAGACUCUAGGAGGGUGUCUUGAGUCUCAGAUUUGUCUGUAAUUUUUAUUUAUUUUUAUUUUUUUUCGUUUAAUGGAGUAUGUCUAGGGACCUCAAAUGACAGUUAUCUUCAAGUACCUGAAAGGUCGGGGUGAUAUUCUAUUCUCAUCUUUGCGGAGGAAUCAAUGUCUGGCAUCCAGAAAAGCCUUAACUGCAGAAGGUUGCAUGGCCAGCUCCAUCUCUGCCCUCAGCAGAGGCCAGGGCCUUCACCCCAGGGGAGCAAAGUGCUUACUGCCAAGAGACCAAAAGAAAGGGACAGAGGGACAGCCCCACUCUCCUCCUCCUCCCAUAAACAGGAGAGGGCAGAGGCCCCAGUGGUGUGGCCCAAGGCUGGUUUUGCCUGGGGAAGGGGUCAAAAAUUCCCUGGGAAAAUAAUGGAAGGUGGAAGAAAUCAAUAAAAUCAGACCAAACAAGAAAAA
Mesocricetus auratus (golden hamster) is the source of this 1849-nucleotide messenger RNA. RefSeq names its product elongin BC and polycomb repressive complex 2 associated protein (gene CUNH17orf96). Gene Ontology annotation, biological process: neuron fate commitment. The record is from RefSeq and is a predicted model, not a curated record. NCBI's taxonomy places the organism in Eukaryota, Metazoa, Chordata, Mammalia, Rodentia, Cricetidae.